Molecule: messenger RNA, 381 nt
Organism: Rotaria socialis
Lineage: Eukaryota; Metazoa; Rotifera; Eurotatoria; Philodinida; Philodinidae
Source: the annotation of a GenBank genome assembly
AUGCCAAAAGUGGAUGCCAUUUAUAUAUUUUGCGGCAACCAGGCGUGCCAUGAAUCAUGGUCGAAGGAUUGGCCAAAGAUUCGAGGUGUUUUCAUCUCCAUCAAGCCGAUAUGUGAAUCGCUGAAAAAGGUCGCCGGUGAGUGCGAUCAUGAUUCAAUUCCAAUGAGCUUCGUUCCAAAGCAAACGAUGACAAAAGGGGCAACAGGAUCAGAUGAAAAAAGCCUUGAUCAAUUACCACCAUCGUAUAUGUACUCGGUAAUUUUCAAGGAUAUUAUAUUAGAAAUCGAUGACGCCGACUCUAAAUCUAUGAGCACCUUAGUGAAAUUUUGCCGAUCAAAAAAUAUUCCUGAACAAGAAAUAAAUGAAUUUCAGCGUACCUAG